CUGUCUGUCACAAGAGCUGUUGAACUUUGACUUUUGCGCAUACUUGGCCUGUUCGCACCUAAUUCUCAGGAAAUUCCUGCCUGCAUUUUUGAGAUGCUCGGCUCGUCCAGCCUGAACACUGAAGGCUGACUGAACCGGUUAAAAGAGGAUGUCAACAAGUGACGCAGGAGAGCUGGAGCCCACAGUAGUAGGAGGAGAGACAGCUACGCCUCUGUACGGGACAGCAACACGGACUACAGCUGCACGAGAACAGCAAGAUGAAGCAUUUGGUGAAAGGUUCAAACAGGAGAAUCAUCACUCUGAUGGAAUUCCAGCUGAGCAGAACUCUCACCAAUCAGCCGUCAGACAGAGAGAAACACACAAAGCAUUAAUAUUAAGAGUGGACAACCUCAAAAAGGACGAGGCUUCUCACUGUGGUGAUCCAGAGGUCCAGAUCCAGAAACCUGUUGGGCCCAGAUUCACCUCUAGCCUCCUCCUGAGACUCUCCAGGAGCCUAAGCUUUGACAAACCUGUACUAAAGGAGAAUUUAGAACCCACUCUGCACAGUUCAACCAAACAACAACAGGUUGAGAGCAGCGUUCAGGUAAAUGGAAGAACGCCAUCACAACACACCUCUGUAGAGACAACCAGCAUCUAUCCAUUAUCAGAGACAAUACCAUUUCCAGUGAAGAAGGAAGACGAGGUCAUCACAGUUUGCAAUGAACUGGAGAUUACCCAGGACUUGAGUACAGCUUACAUUUUUUCAAAUGGUGACAUUGGACCACAUGAACACAAUGGUUUGCACAUACCUACAUUUUUGUCACCACCAAGGACUUGCACUGAAGUUGAGUUAGAGGAUGAUAUAAAGGACCAAACAAAGCUUGAAAACCAAACAGAUAUUGGGGAACAGUCUAACCCCCCUACGACUAUGUUGUCCUCAACCGUGGUAACAGUUCUUGCCCCGCACUGGAAUGGACGCCUACGACGGACCAAAAGACCUGAUGGAACGGGCAAUUCAGAAGCCCAGGGGAAUCUACAAGAAGUGGCAAAUACUGCAGCACAGCGUGAGCGUGGUUUUCAUGUGACUCAGAACCAACACGGUGUGGAUAGGGUGUUGACAGAUGGGCCACAAGCCCAACUGAGGUCCCCAUUUCUGGGCCCCAGGAGAAAUACAGUGGGCUGGUCAGCUAAAAGUGAUCCUUCAAGCUUGGACUAUGAAACUAAAAGGCAAAUGAAUCACACUGUCUCCUUGGAUGUAAACUCUGGAUGGAUGGAAAACAGGAAGAUAGAUGCAGGUGGUUUAAGCCCUUUAGCCACAACUAAAUCAUCUGUGUCUCCCCUCUUCCAUGACCCAAAUGAACAAAGGAGGAAUCCACAAACCGGCCAUCAAGGAGGACUCUCAUCUUUAAGCUCAAAACCAACAACCAGCAGUCUACUUCUAUCUCUAAGGAGAUAUAACUCCAAUGGCCAGAACUCUGAUUCAGCUUCCACAUUCUCAGAUGUAAACCCUUUGCCUCUAAACGGUCCUUCAAGUGAUCAAAAUGGACAAUUAUUUACAACCCACCUUUCUCAAAGCUUUCUCAAUAAUAAUGACCAAGACAGGACAAAGUCUCUUCUCUCUCCAUCACCUCUUUCUUAUAGGACAACUGAAAUUGGACCUGUCCUUUCCCCAUCAUCCUCCAUUCACAGAGAAAGGAACAUAUCUGACACAGUCUUCUUUUCAACAUCCCCAAUAAACAGAGAUGCAGGAGGUACAGCCUCCACCCACCACCCUCAGACAGUAAAUAGGAUCCAGCCCAGUGUGACAUCUUCCAAACAGCCAAUUCUAAGUAAAGGACCAUUAGAGAGACAACUGAACAGCAGGGAUUCAGAUAAAAGUACAAACCUAAUGUCAGAGAACAACAACUCCUCAGCCAGACAUUCCCCAUAUGAUCACUCUGCACUGCUGAAAACCCAUUCCUUUCCUCAAAGGACCAACCUAAAAUCCACUUCCUGGUGGAAACAAGUUAGCCACGAAGGUAGCUCUCCUCUCAUCCUUAGUGAUACAACCACCAUCAAAGACGAGCUAAACACACCCCUUGUUCCACCCUGUAAUGAUAAUGGUGGCAUGGCCUCUCUAAGUCCGACUGACAACAAAACGCUGGGUCGUCAAAUCUCCAGUAACAAAGACAACAAUAACACAACAGAGGCAGUCUGUAAAGGGAACAUGAACUUUGUUAUGAAGACACGGGGAGGAACACACAGUCUCAAACAAAUAAUCCCUGAGACUUCCCUUGAUCACGAAUCACAGAGGCUUGUCAAACAGCAGUACAGCUUAAACCUAAACAACAGAGAACCACAAAAGCCUUAUAGUAUGCCUGAUGCAUUUUGUAGUUCUAAAAUUAGCAGAGCUACAGCACAAACAACACUGAGUCACGCUAAAGAUCCCUGCAAGUCUGAUGCAAGCAACAGUUCAUUUACAGCAAGUGUAGCGGAAUUACCACCUACUUUGCUAAAUCCCAAAAGCUCAAAUACACCCACAGAGAGCAGCAGCAAGUACAAAAAUAAUCCUUGUCCUGCCAAAACCAACAACACCCCCAUACCUCCUCUCAGCACGGACUCACAGAAGUUUACCAAACCAUCUCUUUCUCUUGAUUUCACUAACACUCUCAGCAGUCAAGCUCUUAAUUCUCAAGCUACCUCUGGUCUCCCCCCAACCACAAACACUAAAAAUAGUUUCUCUUUCAGUUCUCCUCAAGUUUCUUCUCAGACUAGCAUCCAUGCUUCAUCGCACGCUGGAUCUUUGUCCCACAUACCACAGUUUAGCAAUAAAUCCAACACUACACCUCUUGGCUUUGAAAGAACGUAUGCCUCCAUUCCCAAACCUUUCCAACCUAACACUGUGUCCAGCCUGAUUCCCACAAUCAGUUCUUUCUCUAAAACAAACUACAGUUCUGCAUCCACCACCUCAAGCACUGGAAGACAUCCUGUAUCCACUGCUUCCCCAAGUCCUUCCUUUCUUAGUCCUCCUGUCACUCCCACUGCUAUCUCCUCUCUCCUGACUCCCCCUGCAACCCCAGUCAUUUCCAGCCCAAACUACUCAGAAACUCCCAGUCCAAAAGGAGGGAGGACAUUCCCCAACAGCCCAGAAACAGACCCAAAGAAACGCCUCAGUGCAGAGUUAAAAAAACUAAGACGAGUAACAUGGGAGGACUCAGUUGAUGUCCAGGUUUCAGAGUCCACCACAGUGGAGAAGCCAGAACCAUCUCGAGUCCCAACAAGCACUCCAUCUCCCUCCAAGUUCUCUCGGAAUGCUCCAUCCAUCUUUUCGUUUCUAAGACCAAGCAGUCCAACAAGAAAUACAUCUCCUCUUUGCUCUCCUACCCCCAAGACCUCCAGCAUACAGGUGGGCAAAGGAGGAAAAUAUCGAUCUUUGUCUUCUGACUCUGCUGAUUUAGCAUCCAGAGAGAAAAACAAGCAAAGAGCUGGUGACACGAUGAUCAUUGACCAGGGAAAGCGGGACUUAACCACACCCAGGCAGGAAAGAACACUAUCAGUGGAGUCUGGCACAGUUCAGUGUCAUUCUUCUGCUCCCCUCUCCCUCCCUCCUGACUUUUCAAGUAGUUAUAAGCUUCGUUAUAGCUCCCCACCUUACUCCACUCUCAUGUCUAACAGGCUGGCACAUGGAGAAACUAAAACUGCAACACCCAGAGCACGACUUUUCUCUCAACCCUCUCAGUUAAAUUAUACCCCACAACUUUCCUUAAAUACAGCCAAGCCCCCUUUGUCACCUGUCAGGCCAUCCCAGCCCCCAUCCUUGUCUUCCCAAAAAAAUUCUGCCAUGCAAGACACUUCAAAAUGUGGGGUUUCAGAAGCUGAUCAUGUCAACAAUAACCUCAGCAAGAGUACCACCCAAGACCGUCAGAAUAGCCAGAUAUUACUUGUCGACAACAGAAUUCAUGUUAGCUUACAGACUCUUCGGGGUGAUAAGGCACACAAGUCCUCAUAUGUAACUGAGACACUGGUUUACGGCAUUAAAACCAAAGUAGAUACAGCUACUGCCCCAAAUGACACCACACCUAAACCUUUGCAAGAUACCGCAAACACACUGGUUUCCAUGGAGUCCAAGUUAAGUCAACAGUCAAACAUAGUGCAGAGUAAGGGAGCAGCAGGUGAAGCAUAUCGUCAUUCAGAUCAGAGCUCCAGUGGUAGCAGCUCAACAGACAGUCAGUCCCGGAAUAAUGAAGGCAGAAGCAGAAGAAUGAAGGAGAAUGUGCUGGGCAAAAGCAAAUUUUUUUCAGUGGAAGUUAAUAAUGAACAAAGUCCAAAGAAAAGCCGAUUUGCACUGAAGAAAAGUGUGAGCACCCCAAACCCCAGUUUAUCAAGGUCAGAGUCAGAGAGGGCCAACAAGAGUACUAAAAUGGACCAGGUUCUUAAUAGACUGAGACAAAAAUUCAGCCCUAGACGAUUUGAAGAUGAUUCAUCAUUUCCAUGGAAAUGGAAACGAGCUUCCCAAACACCUUCCAUUAGUGGAUUAAGUGAUAUCAGUAAUGUCAGUGACAGUGUUGAGAGUGCCAAAACUCUGGAGGAGCGAGUGCAGAAGAAAGAGAUAGCGUUGAGUGACAAUGAAAAGAAAACAGAGGAUACAGAUAGAUGGACACAAAACAGAUACACUAUCAUACCAGCCUCAGCUGUUGGAAGCUCAGCAACAGGAGAUCACUUUUCUGUUUGGUCAGAAAAAUCAGCUCUAGAAACUGAUCAAGAAGAGAAAAAUACUUGUGCAGAACACACAUUUGAAAAUAAAGCCCAAGUUCACCUGACAGUCGACCACCCAGCUACACACCAGUCUGACUUUUACAAAGACAGCAAGACAGAUUAUACAGCAUCAAACCAGUUCCUGUCAUGUAGAGAUCUCAGUCCUUGUAGGAGUCCUAGUCCCUCUGCUGCCUAUCCUGCUCAGUUCAGGAAGUCCACGCCGAGCCCCAGAAGCCCCUUCUCCCCCUUCUCCUCUCUAUCCCCUCUCUCCCCAUUUUCUUCACCCGAAGUGACAGAUGACAGUGUCUUCUACAGCCCAAAGCUGCACCGUCGCAGAGAAUCCCCCUCUCCCUGUGAGCCAGGAGAAGGAAUGAGCUUAGGAGGUUCAAGAAGAAGCCGGGUGUCCACAGGUCCUCCAAGUGUAAGCCCAGUACAAGACAAGGAACGCUUGGCAUCCUCGUAUGCAGACUUAAAGUACGGUAUUGAGCCUAGUAGGUCCUUUUCUGUGAGUUCAGUUCUGUCCAGUCGACCUUCAGGGCCUGGACGUAUUUCCACUGGAUCCAGAUUCAUGAGUAUGGGUGACCUCUCAAAAUCUGCCUUGUCUUGUGGAGGUAAUGGCAGAGACUUGGACCAGUGGUCUGUCACACCUGAUUGGAACAAAGAAGCCGAUUGCCAGCCUGCCAGUGACAGUCGAACGUCAUAUUUCCCCGGUGAUCCUGGGAAAAUGAGAUCAAGAUCUCUGCCUCGAUCGCUGACCAAGUGCUUGACAAACUGGAGCUCAGGAGCCUCUCCGUCUCAGCCUGUAGCUGCCCCAGCCUCAAGGCCUGCUCACCUUUGGAGCCCUAACAUGGACACUUGUCAGUUUACAUGGGAUACAGAGGGUCCCCCGACUCCUCCUCCAACACCGCCACUCUCACCAGUGUCCAGACGCAUGUCCAAACCUCCCAGCCUUUCCUCCCCAACCUUUCCAAGCUCAUCAGGAGCACUCCAACAGGUGGACAGCCAGUCCUCCUCCAGAGGGCUUUUGCCCUCCAGAGGUUAUGUUUCAAGCCUUAGCACCUAUGAGGAGUCUUCAGACAGCAGCUCAGACACAACCACAGAUGAUGAAUAUUACCUAGAAUCAGAUGAGGACAGAGAAAAGGAAACAGAAUUGUGAAAGAGGAACAGUUGCUUUGAAAGCUUCUUUAAGGUUUCUGCGAUCCAAGACAUGACAAAGAAACGUCCAUGAGGGGAAGGACGCGCUGUAAUCUUUUAUGUAUGAUAACAUCUGCUUGUGUCCUGUUUUUGUUAACUCUCUUACUGUCACAAAGGAGAUGUGAGAUCAGUUAGAACAGUUGGUUGCUUGCAUGAUUUACUUUUCGAAAGUUGUAGUUGUGGUUGUGGUAAAAAGACAUAUGGGCGAGCAUGAUAUUAUCAGCAUAGGGUUAAAUACUUCCUAAGUAUGUACAGUUUAUUGUCUAUGACUGCAGGUCUGCGAUUUAUGGAUAGUAAAUUACCAUUGUUCUGCAUUUAUAGUUUGGACAGUUGCAUGGCAUUAGUGAGGUAUAAGUAUCUGUGUGGUUGUUUUAAAGAACAAACUGCUCUGUAAGGCUAGGCUUUCAGCAAGUCUAAUCUUUAGAUUUGCAUUUCAUUCUGCUAGAUAACAGUAAGUGCUGAGGUAAUGUGGAUAAACAUGCUAUCAUUUGAUAUUUCAUCAUAUGUGUUCCGUGUGUUUGAAGAUUGAACUGAAUUCUGGGAAAUGUAAGCAGAAACAACUUAUUUUCUUAGUAACUUUUUUUUAACAGACAAAGUGUUGCUUUAAAACUUUUUUUGUACUUUGGGAUGAAAUAUAAUCUUGUUAUGAUUAACAAACAUCAUGAAAUGCUCUAAACAGUGCCUGCUUUUAUUUGUACAGUGACAAUCUAAAGUCUUAAUAUAUCUAUUUUAUAAAUAAAUGUAAUAUUUCCAACAAAA
Molecule: messenger RNA, 6666 nt
Organism: Amphiprion ocellaris (clown anemonefish)
Lineage: Eukaryota; Metazoa; Chordata; Actinopteri; Pomacentridae
Product: mucin-2
Exons: 5
Coding region: 149-5869 (1906 amino acids)
Source: RefSeq, a predicted model, not a curated record